Messenger RNA from Dendronephthya gigantea, 1632 nucleotides. RefSeq lists its product as uncharacterized. The coding region runs from base 1 to 1632 and encodes 543 amino acids. The transcript has a single exon. NCBI's taxonomy places the organism in Eukaryota, Metazoa, Cnidaria, Anthozoa, Malacalcyonacea, Nephtheidae. The record is from RefSeq and is a predicted model, not a curated record.
AUGGAAGCCCAAAUGACAAAGAAUGCUCAAGGAAACUGGGAAGCACCACUGCCCUUUCGAAAUCCUGCGACGAAACUCCCUGACAACCGACAGGACACUCUUAAACGCUUUAACAACACCAGAAAGAUGUUACAGAGAAAGCCCGACAUGGAAAAACAUUAUCAUGAAUUCAUGGGAAAGCUUCUUGAAAAAGGCCAUGCCGAACCAGUCCCCGACGAAUGCCUUAAUUCCAACGCUGCACGGUGGUAUCUCCCUCAUUUCGGCGUGUAUCACCCUCGUAAGCCAGGAAAAAUCCGUGUAGUCUUUGAUUCGGCCGCAGAGACUAGUGGAAUUUCCCUAAACAAGAUGUUGUUAUCCGGCCCAGAUCUCACGAACAGUCUGAUAGGAAUUCUCUUACGCUUUCGCACCGGUCCAGUCGCCUUCACAGUCGAUAUCGAACAAAUGUUUCACGCGUUUUUUGUCAACGCCCGACACAGAGACUUCCUAAGAUUCUUCUGGUACAAAAGAAACGACCCGUGCAAAGAAGUGAUCGAAUACCGUAUGAAAGUGCAUCUUUUUGGCAACACCUCCUCACCAGCCGUUGCCACCACUGCGCUGAGAUUAACCGCACACACCGAAGAACGUAACUACGGGACGGACGCUAGGGAAUUCGUGGAACGUGACUUCUACGUAGACGAUGGCCUAAAGUCGACAUCCAACUGUGAAGAAGCGAUCAGCCUGCUAAAACGCACACAACAAAUGCUCGCCACCGCUAACCUCCGCCUUCAUAAAGUCUCCUCCAACAAAUUUGAAGUAGCACACGCCUUUCCCGAGGAAGAUCGAGCCACAGAACUGCGUAACCUCGAUCUUCACCAUAAUAGCGUCCCAGUUCAACGCUCGCUCGGGGUAUCUUGGGAUCUACACAACGAUGUCUUUACCUUCCAAGUCGCUGAUGAGAAAAAGCCAUUCACCAGAAGAGGCGUCCUAUCUACUACUAACAGUCUAUAUGAUCCUCUUGGCAUCGCUGCUCCUGUGGUCAUUAAGGCUAAGAUGCUAUUAAGAACAAUGACGACAAGCCUCCAACGAAACCCACUGGACGUUUGGGACAAGCCUCUUCCGGAAGAAUAUCGACAACCGUGGGAAGUUUGGCGGAGGUCACUCACAGAACUGAGACAGGUUAUGCUGCCAAGGAGCUACACGGCAACAUCUCUCUCGGAAGCCAAGCAAAUUGAAGUCCACACGUUCAGCGAUGCCUCGCAAGAAGCUAUUGCGGCCGUUUCCUACCUAAGAAUAGUCCUGAACGACAACAAAAUCGAAGUCUCCUUCUUGAUCGGAAAAGCUAAACUCGCUCCGUCUCACGCAACCACGAUCCCUCGUCUAGAACUCUGCGCUGCAGUACUAGCGGUCGAAAUCACAGAGUUGGUCCUGGAAGAGUUGCCCAUUAAGGCUUCGUCAGUAACGUAUUAUUCGGACAGCAAAGUAAUACUGGGUUAUAUCCUAAACGAGACACGACGUUUCUACGUCUACGUCGCCAAUAGGGUACAACGAAUCAGAAAGUCUUCAUCACCGCAUCAAUGGAGAUACGUAGCGACAGAUCUUAACCCAGCCACCGUUCGAUCAAGGCUAGUGAUCUCAGGGAUUCCAUAUGGCUGA